This is a messenger RNA of Sipha flava (yellow sugarcane aphid), 1986 nucleotides long. It is a transcript of the gene bwa, whose product is annotated as alkaline ceramidase 3. The coding region runs from base 1127 to 1954 and encodes 275 amino acids. Lineage: Eukaryota; Metazoa; Arthropoda; Insecta; Hemiptera; Aphididae. Gene Ontology annotation, biological process: phytosphingosine biosynthetic process; ceramide metabolic process. The record is from RefSeq and is a predicted model, not a curated record. The transcript has 7 exons. Gene Ontology annotation, cellular component: endoplasmic reticulum membrane.
AUGCCUUACAAAUGUUCGAAAAAUAUUAUGGUGCUAAUAUCAGUACAAGCAUUUGAAAUGUGGUGCGCGAGGACAAGAUGGAUUUUUCGUUGCAAUGUGCACUAUCGUUUAUGCUAACUGCAAUGCGACCAACAUGUGAAAACGUCUCACAAGCUGAUGCUCAUACGUGGAAGGUGACGGCCAUUUUUCGACGGUCGUCUGAGGGAUUUGUGACUAGGCAAUGUAAACGAUAGAAGCUUGCACAUAAAUUGACGUCCAGCAGCCAACUUUUACCAUUAUGUGGUUAUCGGAAUUGAGCUCGUCGGAACGCACGUCAAUUCCGUGAGAGUGCGUUGCACAACCCGUUCCUCCACCACUUUCGAUUAACCAACAAAUCCGUCACCCCGGACAAAAUUGACAGCGAUGCUCCAGGGCUUGGUAAUUCUGUAAUUCGUACGCACAGGUACGCGGUCGACUUUAGCGAUUAAAGAUGACACCAAAUCAUAUCACGGCCGUUUGGAAAUCCACAAUAUCCCUCGUUGGGCUUUCCUCUUAUUUCGAUAUUAUUGCGCGUGUGAUCUUACUAAUCGUUUUCGGUAUUAGGUUGCCGGCACUGUACAAGUCAAUGACAUAAUCGAGAUUCUUUAAAAGGGAAAAAAAAAACAAAAAAAUAUCAAACCGCUGAUGGUCGUGUGUGGUGGACGGCGGUGUCAAACUGUCGACGUCGUUGCGAUGUGAAUAGCGGUUGCGGCUGAUCGUGCUGCGGUAUAAUUGUCGGGUGUCGGGUAGUAAUUCAGCAAAGUUGCCAUUACGCAGCCCGUGGUCGUGCGUUGUGGGCAGUCGGCGUCGGUUAGUGGUGCUUGCUACUAGUCCCCGGCUGAUCUUGUUUCUUCGCUCCGGCCGGUAUCCGCUGUCCCUUAACUUUUUUCUUCUGAUUUUAUUUCCCCAGAGAAUUCAAAUUGUACCAAUUCCAAUUAGUUAUUUUUUUAAUGAAUUCACCCAUUUCGUUUACUCGCACUGCAACACAACCGCAGUCAUGUCCUAUUGGUUAUUCACUGUUGUAGAGAAUAGAGGUGCAUUUUCGGAUUGAAAUUAACAUUUAUUUCACACUUUUAUACCUGGCCGGUUGCCACAUUCCUAGAUAUCAAUGGCUUUUCAAGACUCCAAUUAUUCAGGAUAUUGGGGUAAGCCUACUGCUACAAUUGAUUGGUGUGAAAAAAACUAUGAAGUGAACUAUUAUGUUGCUGAAAUGUGGAAUACUAUUAGUAAUUUAAUGAUGAUAUUACUUCCAUUAUGGGGAAUUUGGGAUAUGAAAAAACAAAAAUUUGCUCAGAGAUUUUUUUUAUGUUACUUAUUCAUUACAGUGGUUGGUUUUGGCAGUUGGGCAUUUCACAUGACACUUUUAUAUGAAAUGCAGUUAUUUGAUGAAUUACCAAUGGUUUGGGGAACAUGUUAUUGUAUUUACUGCUUAUCAAUAGUAAAACAUGAUAUGAAAUCAAAGUAUAUUCCAAAUAAGUUAUUGUUAUUAGCAUUAAUAAUAAUAAGUAUUGGUUUUGCAAUUGUUUAUCUUACCUGGCCACAACCGUUAUUGCAACAUUUUUGCUAUGGUAUACUAGUGGCUAUAUCUUUAGCACAGGAAAUCAAAUUAAUAUUAGAGUUCAAAUGUGGUGUUUGUAAACACAUGUUUAUUGUUGCACUAGGAUUAUAUCUAUUUGGGUUUUUUUUGUGGAAUAUAGAUAAUAUAUUUUGCAAGAACCUUACAAUCUUGAGAGAACAAAUCCCAGUGUUCUUUCGACCAUUUACUCAAAUGCAUAGUUGGUGGCAUGUAUUUGCAGGAUAUGGGGUAUAUAUUCAAGUUCUAUUUUGUAUUCACAGCACAUAUGAUUACCAUAAAAAGUAUCAACAAUCAAAUGUACUUUUACCUGAACAUAUGUAUUUUAGUAUUCGUUGGCAAAAAAGUAACAAAAAAUAUUGAUUAUUCUAUGUAGAUCAAUAUUAUAUGAUAUG